This is a messenger RNA of Monoraphidium neglectum, 298 nucleotides long. RefSeq lists its product as hypothetical. The transcript has a single exon. The record is from RefSeq and is a predicted model, not a curated record. The annotation marks the transcript as partial. NCBI's taxonomy places the organism in Eukaryota, Viridiplantae, Chlorophyta, Chlorophyceae, Sphaeropleales, Selenastraceae.
AUGGCUCCAGGCGCACAGGUGCUCGUCGCCGCCCCGCCGCAUGGCGCCCCUGCCAACGGUAGCGGCAUCCCCGGCCUUGCCCCGCCGCUGCCGGUCCUCGCGCCGCUGCCCGCGCCCGCUGCCGGACCCGGCCCGGCCGCGGCGUCACGCGGCUUCGGCGGCGCUGCUGCGGCGUCGGCGCCACCGGCGGUCGACAGCGUACUGGAUCUAAUUGGCGCGACGCCCAUGCUGCGUGUGUCGCGAUUUGACACUGGCCCAUGCGAGCUGUUCCUCAAGCUUGAGAAUGUCAACCCCGGCG